AUGAGCAACAUAAGCGGUUAUAACGUCUCGAAGAACUAUUACAACCUCAACCCAAUUGACUUUGGCUUGAAUUACUCCAUCUUCCAGUUCCCAGAUGAUUCAGCCAUGGAUACUUACAAACGUGGCAUUUCUCUACGGGACUUGAUCGCCGGCCGAAAGGCCAAGCGAGUGGACAUCACAAAACUCCCUCCCAUUUGUUGGGAUGAUUGUGGUGACGCAGCAAGAGAGCCGAUGGAGAAUGGAAAGACUGCAGAGCUAUGCAAGAGUGAUUCUGUAUUCAAGCAAAAUCUCGAGAAUUGUGAGAAUUGUGUGACGAACAAUGGCGAUUCCGACUCCGGCUCGGAAGCCUACUCAUCCCGACUGUUGCCAACGUUUGCCCAAUGGUUGAACUUCUGCUCUGAUAUGCCCACGAGUACCACAACCAGCAAGGCUUCGACUACCACAGAGUCUCGUGUCACAACGACGACCACAUCCAGAGAUGUUGAAACCACUCCUACUAGCACCGACACAACAAGGGCUACAAUCACGAGUACUGAAGAGACAAGCACAACCAAAGCGACAGCGACAGCAACAACCACGGCGAGAUCUGAAACUGAAACUCAUGCCGAAUCUUCUGUUUCUACCGUACCCGAAUCCACCGAUGGGGUCAAAACAAGCAGUUCAACCGGGGAGUCUUCGAGCUCACCGGAAGCAGCUCAUUACAGUAGCUCGUCUACUAUCUCGGUGCCUGGCUUGAUUGUGACCACAUCGGUUUCCGGAUCUCUCAUAACAACCUCUCUACCAGGUUCAGUUGUGACCAGCGUCUUUUCAUCGUCAGCCUCUGACUCACCCAUAACAACCUCCGUGCCGGCAUCCGUGGUGACAACUUCGGUCUCUGGUUCGCUCGUGACAACUUCUGUGUCAGGAACACUUAUGACUUCCUCAGUGUCUGGCUCGUUCGUGACUACCUCUAUACCUGGUUCGAUCGCUACCAUUCAUGGCACUUCCAGUGCAGAUGAUGGCGGUGAAAAUGCCUCCUCAACGUCAACUCGUGGUACCGGUGACGGCUCAUCGGAUACACUGGGUGGAAGUCGCACUGCGUCAGCAGGACCUUCUUCUUCAUCUCCGGCCUUUAACAUGGCAAUUUCCAUGAGCGCUCCUCACUUGGGUGCUUUAUCCUUGUGUUGGGCUGCUGUUGCCGCGCUUUUCUAG
Penicillium salamii is the source of this 1191-nucleotide messenger RNA. Lineage: Eukaryota; Fungi; Ascomycota; Eurotiomycetes; Eurotiales; Aspergillaceae. The record is from the annotation of a GenBank genome assembly.